UUAGGCGCUCUUACAGAAGAAGAAUCGCCCACAACCUAAGAAAAAUGUCAACAAAUAUUGAACCUUGACUAAAAAAAUAUAUAAAGAUGUCCGAAUCUGAAAAGAAAAAGAUAAUUUCCAACAAAAACCGACAUACUAGCCGGGACAGCACCGCCAAGUCGCUAUCUGGUAGGGCUGCCACAAUAUCCCGACACAAAGACAGCGCCGAUGUGAAACAGCCAACUAUUUUGCUUAAGAACAAAGAGGUCCCCAGCGAUGAGGUUUCCAUCACUAAGAAAGUGCCCAAGGAAUCAAAGGAAGCUGAAUAUCUCAUGGGCGCCACCCCCACCAAGGAGCCACCAGAAGUUGCACCCCCCAUAGUCAAGCAAAUGAAGAAAUCGAUGAAGUUGAUUGAGGAGGGGGUCAUCAACAUUGACCAUCUUCAGGACUACCUGCAGGAGAACCGCGACUUUAUUGUGGUGGGCGUUGUAGGGACGCAAGGAGUUGGCAAAUCCACCAUCUUGAACCUGCUAGCUGAAACCAAGGUGUCCGAGCAAGUAAAAGAAGCGCGCUUCAAGUCACAAACUGAGUCAAUGCGCGACUCAUACAGUGACGACUCUAUCUUACCAAACAAAGACAAGGAUGAAGUCGGCUUUAUUCACAACGUAGAGACCGUAGAGGACAUUGAGAACAGCGUAAAUGCCACUCAUGGCAUCAACAUCUAUGUGUCGCCGAACCGAGUGAUUUUUCUGGACUGUCAGCCGAUUUUGUCACUCGCAGUGCUCGAUAGGCUGAUCGAGAACGAGAAUAAGCGAUCGAGUCUAGUGGGCGACUUUGUCCCCGUGGAAAACAGUGGAGAAAUCCAGGGGCUUCAGUUGACAGGCUUUCUGAUGUCAGUUUGCCACGUUCUCUUGGUAGUCCAAGACUGGUUUUUCGACAGCAACGUCAUCAGGUUUGUACAAACGGCCGAAAUGCUGAAGCCGACUAUUUCUAAUCCAGAGGAUGAGUACUGUGAGCAUUCCCCGCAUCUGAUCAUGGUCCACAAUCGCGCCCAAAUGAGCGACUUUACGCCCGCGAAGUUCAAAGUGAUGCAAAGAGCGUACGAGCUGCUGUUCCAGAAAACCAAAAUGCAUUUCCAAAGCAACUUGGGGCUGGCUUCCGGCAGAGUUCUUAACACUUUUAACGCGGAAAAUUGCGGAAAUCCAGUUAAUUUGUAUUUAAUUCCAGAAAUCCUGCCCGAUUCCGAAACUGUUGCAGGAAAGGUCUUGAAGGGCCAUCCGCCUUUGGAAGACCUGGUCAAGAAGCUAAAGGCAAAUAUUUAUGGCGCAACCAAGAGUUCUCUAACCCAUGUGCAAUUGACUGAAAAAACCUGGCUGGUUUAUUGCAAUAAGGUGUGGGAAACUGUAAAGAAGAGCCCGUUCUUCGUUGAGUAUACGAAGCUGAUGCCCUAGAAUGUUCAAGACUGGCAUAGUGAGCCAGCGUUUUUAUGCAUAAUUUCUGAAGUACUUAUUAAGUUUCAGUAGAAGGCUCGUCGCUGAUGGACUUUGGUGUAAACCUUAAAUUGUUCUAAGGUAAACUGAUCUGGUCACAUAAUGUUAAAUUUUGAUCUUGUAAAUAUAUUUUUCUUCAAUCAUC
Messenger RNA from Dendroctonus ponderosae (mountain pine beetle), 1614 nucleotides. RefSeq names its product nonsense-mediated mRNA decay factor SMG9. The transcript is spliced from 8 exons. Bases 87 to 1430 code for a protein of 447 amino acids. The record is from RefSeq and is a predicted model, not a curated record. Lineage: Eukaryota; Metazoa; Arthropoda; Insecta; Coleoptera; Curculionidae. Gene Ontology annotation, biological process: nuclear-transcribed mRNA catabolic process, nonsense-mediated decay.